AUACAGGACUGCAUUGGGCAUUCUGACACUGGGGGGGAACUGACUUGAUGUCACUAACAUCCCCAGUGACACCAAUACAGUGAUCAGUGCUAAUAAAAAACACUGACACUGUACUAAUGGCACUGGGCAGGAAGGGGUUAACAUGUGGGGCGAUCAAAGGGUUAACUGUGUGCUGUAUGAGUGCUUUCCACUGGUUAACUGUGUGCUUUCAACUGUAAACACACUGCUUUGUAUGGCUCUGCUAUGCAGAGCCAUACAAAGCAGUGUGCAGGAGCUGACAGGGGAGAGAACUGUAUUGUUUACAUACAGUUCUCUCCCCCGUUGGUAAUGCAA
Messenger RNA from Staurois parvus, 333 nucleotides. Lineage: Eukaryota; Metazoa; Chordata; Amphibia; Anura; Ranidae. The record is from the annotation of a GenBank genome assembly.